UGAUCCUCGUAACUGGCGUGAGCGGGUACAUCGGCUCCCACGUGGCCAAGUUACUCCUCGAGGAAGGCUACAAAGUACGAGGCACCGUCAGGAGUCUCUCGAACGAGGCCAAGGUCGAGCCCCUCAAGAGCCUGGUGCCCGAUGCCAAGUUCCCCCUCGAGCUGGUGGAGGCCGACCUCACCAAAGAGGAAGGAUGGGAUAAAGCCGUGGAGGGGUGCACGGGCGUCCUCCACGUGGCCAGCCCCUUCCCCGACCUGGUGAACCAACAAGUAGAAGAGGCGGGGCUUGUUGACACGGCGAAGGACGGCACACUGCAGGUCUUGAAGGCUGUCGCCGCCCACGCCGCCGCCUCCGUCAAGCGGGUUGUGGUCACGUCAUCCUUUGCUGCGGUCUCCGGAGAGCCAGUGCCAGAGGCCGAGAAGACGUACACAGAAGAGGACUGGACCGACCCCGAAAACGACAUUGACGCCUACACCAAGUCCAAGGUCGUGGCUGAGAAGGCCGCCUGGGAUUUCGUCAAGGAGCUGCCAGACGACCAGAAAUUCGAGUUGGCAGUCAUCAACCCGACCUUCGUUCUCGGCCCCCCGCUGCUCGAAUCCCACAAGAGUGCCACCUCGGUCAACUUCAUGGCACAGAUCGUCAACAGAGCCUAUCCUGGAGUGCCACGGGUGCAGUUCCCUAUCUGCGACGUCCGGGAUGUGGCGAAGGCCCAUGUGAAGCACAGCCCACGCCCAGAGGCCGUCAACAACCGCCACAUAAUCUGCACAGACAGCGUGUGGGUCAAGGAUAUCGCUAUGGCCGCCUCCAAGGAAUUCAAGCCCCAGGGGUAUUCGAUCCCCACGGGCCAGCUCCCCUACUUCCUCUGCUGGGUGGCAGGACUCUUCAACAAGGGCAUGAAGAACAACAUUCUACCCCGUCUUGGGAAGCAGUUGAACGCUAGCAACAAGAGGAUGGUUGAGGUGCUGGGUGUCGAGCCAACUGCCAUCGACUGUACAGUGCAGGAUAUGGUGUACGCUCUCGUUGACCUUGGUAUUGUGCGCAAGGCCAAGAAGUACAAGCAGGUUGGAUCCCGGGCAGAGGUUCCGGCUGCGAAUGGGGAAGUAGAGGAGGACAAGAAGGAAGGAAAGGAAGAGGAGAAGGCUGAAGAAGCAGAAGAGAAGAAGGAACUGGAGCCAGAGGAUAAAGAGAAGAAAGAAGGCGAGGAAAUCAAGGAAGAGAAGAGCGAGGCCCCGAAGGAGGAGAGCAAAGAGAAAGAAGAACCAGCGAAGGAAGAGAAGAAAGACGAGAGCGAAGCCGAGAAGUGAAGAUUGAAACGGAGGAGUAAGAGUGAGGAUUUUUCGGAACUAUCAAAAUUCCGUAUUUGGAUUAGUUUGAGUUUCGACAGCCCCACUGACUGCGGGGCGAUGGUGCAAACGUAUGAGUAAUGAGGGCACUUGCGAUCGCGUCAGCCAGAGUGUGAGAGAUUUUUUUUUUUCGAUUUUUUUUCCGAUUUUUUUUCGAUUUUUUCGGAUUUUUUUUUUUUCGAUUUUUUAAAGAUUUUUUCCGAUUUUUUUCGAUUUUUGAGGUUAGUAUUGGUUUGUUUUUUUUUCGUGUUUUAAGUGUUUUUUUUUUUCUUCCUUUUUUUCUUUUAUUUCUUUUUUGGAAUAAAUGCUGUUUCUUUUUUGUCUCUCCGAUCUUUUAUAAAUGUUUUAUAUAUACAUAUAUAUAUAUGUGUGUUUGUGUGUGUGUGUACGUUUUAUUUUUUUUUAAUUCGUUCGUCAUGUCAAGUCGAGUCAUGUUGAUUUCCAAGUGUAUUUUAUGUUCAGUAUUAAAUGGAUGUAUUCAUGUAGACUUACAUAACUAGGUAUGUGUACCAGUAAUUAAAGAAUCAGACAUAUUGAAAAAAAACAUAGCACAGUGGUAGCCAGUAAACUCGUUUAUAAACCAAUGAAUUUGGCAUUUUUCAAGUAGCAUGGAUUUUUUUUAUUACAGAUAUGUAGGCGAUAAACACACUUUCAUUAUUUGAUAUAGUACCCUUAGUUUUUUUUUUUUUUUUUUUUUACGUACGUGACACUUAGUUUUUUUGUGUUUUAUUUUAAGCAACUAACACAGCAUAUCUGAUUGGUUUAAGGUGCCUUGUGUUUUUCUCCCCCACCCCCCAAAAAGAUAUUCAUUUAAACCAAAAAAGAAAAAAAUAUAUAUGUGAUAACAUCAAGAGGCCAGUCGCAGGAUAGUCUUCCUCCAUGAAUAAUCUUUUAGGAACCGUAUUUAUAUAUAUAUACAUAUAUUGCUGUGCACAACCUCACUGGCUUUUAAUUUUUUACUCUGCCUUAUCCAAGUGCAUCUGUUGUAUUUGCCACAGCCCUUUUUGAUACAAAUCCCCUCCCCUUCUAAAAAAAAAUUAAGUGGUUAAAUGAUAAUGACAAUGAUAAUGAUGUUAUUUCAUUAUUUUUUUUAAAUUAUCAAUUAUCUUGAAUCGGUCACACGCUCAAAAAAAGAAAAGAAUAAAUGAAUUAAAAAGAAAAACACUCCCCAAGCUCUAACUCCUCAAAGUUUCAAAAAAACAGAAAAUAAAAGUAAGAAUGGGAAGGAAAAAAAAUUAUUACCAAUCCCAUAAUUGGCUUUAGCGCAAGGGAGUGUGAACCUUAUAUCCCGGUAGUUUGGAGAUCAUAACCGUAUGGCAUAUCUACGUAGAAUUAGGGAGGAGAGUCAUCAGUAAAAGGACUACUUAUAUGGUGUUAUUUUAAAGCAAGGAGGUCGUUACGGAAGGAGAGAAAGAGAGAGAAUGCGAGAUAAAUAUCGUGAGUCAUUCGUAGAAGAGAAUAGUUACCGUUUUUGGUAAUUUUUCUAUCGUUGCAGGGUGUAUCAUCGAAAUUGACCCUACUUAGAAAUAAGUGUACUUUAGAUCCUGUAAGUGUGUGAGUGAGUGUCUCUCCCUCUUUUUUUAAGUGCAUUUUACCUGCAUUUUGAGGUGUCGAGUGGCUGUCUCGUGUAUAUUUGAUCGUAUGCGUGUUUAAGUGUGUGUGGAAAGUCGUGUCAUUCUCUGAUAAUAGUUUUCUAAGUGUCUGAAUUUCGAGGAUCUGCCCACAGCGAGGUAGGAUCAGCUGAUGUGAAGAAAUGUAGGAGUUUUUCUGUGCUUACCUUUAUAGUAGCAGUUUCUUAUAAAUGUAUAUAUAUUUUUACUAUUUCCUAAUUUUGUAUGCACUUUUAAGAAAUGUCAGACAAUGUGAUAUUUUUGUUAUUGCUCAAUUUAGUUUACAUUAGAGGAAAAAGGAUUUUAAAAAAUAUGAAUAAAAAACGUGUUUCUGAACUCGGUGAGUGUCCCACCAUUUUGACUCAAAAUUGCUGUAGAAAGAUUUUGGUAGCUUUUGUACUAAAUUUUUAAUAAGACUUUCAUUCAUUUCUCUAGAUCAAUUUAUUAGUAUAGGCACAAUUUUUCUCUUAUAUCUCUAGAUGUUUAAGCCUUGUUUUCCAUGCUACUGCUGUAGUUUUAAGUCCAAAUUAUUAUAUUAUUGGGACCUGUCCUACCAUGCCACUGAUAAUAUAUAUAUAAGUUUGACUAUGCGAGCGCGAUUCAAAGAAUCGACAGGAGAGAGAGAGUGAGUCAAUUAGCCUCUGUUCAACCCAAAAGCAUGUAUGGUACAUAUUUAAGCACAACCUAUAGACUAUUUGUACAGACCGACAUUUGCCCGCGGAGAUUCACACCGUUUUAUAACCCGUAUGGCUGAGGCGCGAGAGAGGGUCUUCUGUGAGGGGAUCUCUCUGCAGCGCAAAGGGUGUGAGACUCGUAAACUUGCAGACUUCCUUUGUAUCCGUAGCUUUCUCUAGGGAAGGGUAGGUAAGGGGGAUGGGUAAGGCGGGGAAGAGGGGGGGUGGUGGUGUCCACGAGAGAGAAUUAUACCCCGGUAGCACCCCCUCUGUAGCUGUUUUAUACGUAUGGGGGAAGGAGAGGUGGGCUCUUGCUGUGGGGAGAGGCAUUUCCGUGACGUAUGCCACUCUUGUCUCCCUCACUCCUCACCCCUCACCCCCUCCCCUUUAUACUCAGCCACGCUCCCCUCCCUUCCCCCCCUCCCCCUCUUCUCUCUAGCCCCCCAUCCUCGCUUCACGCCCUUCCCGAAGUCUUAUUUCAAUCAUGAAGGACGUAAAAUAUUGCUUAACCAUUUCUUCCUCGUGUCGUGAAUUUUCCUGUGGCCUUUACCCCCCCCCCCCAAUCCCCAAUCCCCGCCCCCUAUCUCUUUUUUUCUAUUUUGUCCGACUGUGUUUGUCUUUCACAGGAGAAAGAAAAUGAGUAUAUUUAGAUAAAGGGGGAAGAGCGAGAGAGAAAAAAGAGGGGAAAAAAUUGAAUGAAUAUUAUGGGAUUUGCGAGUACUGCAAUUUUCUAUUUUUCGCUAAUUUUCUUCUCCUUUUUAAAAUAUUAUUUCUUUGUGUCUUUUUUUUUUCUUUGGUGUAGAAUUAAAGGGAGGAAGAACAUUGGAGAGAGAAUGCCCUUGCUUAAUACACAGUUCUUAAAUUAAUAAGGGUUGUGCCUAUUUUUUCCUUUUCUUUUUUAUUACCUCGGCUUCAGAUGAUUAUCCCAUCUUAUUAUUAAUAUAAGGUGAUUCUUCUCCGUAUGAUAUAUAUUUCCACACUCAAAACUUGCAAAAAAUCCCCCCUCCCCCUUCCCCCCUCCCCUAACCCCCAUCUUCUACUGCCAAAUGUAAGGGCUUGAUUUAAAACAAAAACUAUGAUGAUGUGUGCAGUCAUACUCUUGUAUAUUGCCGACUGUGUUUUGUGUGUAUUUUCCAAAAGAGGUCUAGAGAAGAAACGCAAAGAGGAGAUCGGAAAUAAAAGAAAAGUAUGAAUAAGGGAACAAAGGAAAAGUAGGAAUAAAGAAGAUGGAAGAAAUGAAUUAAACAAAAUAAAAUAGAUUAGGAAGAAAGUAUAUAGAUAUUCUCCAGAUAGGAACAACGACUUUGUAGCCAUCCAUACCCCCCCCCCGCAUCUCUCUCUCCCUUUGAAAAGAAAGAGAAAAAGAAAAUAGAUAAAUAACAGCUUAACCCCCCCCCCCCUCCCCUCAAAAGAAAAGCAAAGAGAAAAAAAAACAUACAUAACAGUCGCACUAAUUCAUCUAUCUUUCCUUAUCGUCUCUUCUAUAUAUAAAAAAAGACCUUUUAAUAGACAAAAAAAUAAAAAUAAAAAAUAAAUAAAACUAAAUCAAACUCUGCACGUUAUGUGUUGGAUGUUGAAUUUUUUCCUCUCCAAAGUGAGUUUUCUGUGAAUAGGCUUGAGAAAAUGGUUGGUUACUGUGAAGGACUUUUAAAGUGUAUUGUGAGCAGUAAAGGCUAAAUAUGUGGA
Penaeus vannamei (Pacific white shrimp) is the source of this 5313-nucleotide messenger RNA. Lineage: Eukaryota; Metazoa; Arthropoda; Malacostraca; Decapoda; Penaeidae. The record is from RefSeq and is a predicted model, not a curated record.